Molecule: messenger RNA, 2218 nt
Organism: Glycine soja
Lineage: Eukaryota; Viridiplantae; Streptophyta; Magnoliopsida; Fabales; Fabaceae
Product: putative pentatricopeptide repeat-containing protein At5g43820
Exons: 1
Coding region: 12-1646 (544 amino acids)
Molecular function (GO): protein binding
Source: RefSeq, a predicted model, not a curated record
ACCCAACAUCUAUGGCGUUCCGAUCUUUCCGAUUUCUCACACGCUUCGCCAAACCCCACAACCCCUUCCCCUCCACGCGCCGGUCCCCACUCUCAUCUCUCCACGCGCCUCCACCUCACCACGACCAACCCAACCUCGACGACCGCCUCGUCCUCGACCAACUCUCCCACCUUUUCCCCACACUCACUUCCAAAUCCCAAAACCCUGUUUUCCCCAAUCCACACCCAAAUGCAGCAAACGCUGUCGAUGCGUUUUUACCCCCCGAAGACAAACUGCGCGGAGUAUUCCUCCAGAAGCUAAAGGGCAGGGCCGCAAUCGAAAGCGCGUUGUCCAACGUUGCUGUCGACGUGGACCUCGACGUUCUCAGUAAGGUUCUAAACCAUGGAAACCUCAGUGGUGAAUCCAUGGUCACGUUUUUUAACUGGGCAAUUAAACAGCAAAGUGUUCCCAAGGAUAUUACUAGUUACCACGUGAUUGUUAAGGCACUAGGAAGAAGGAAGUUUUUUGAUUUCAUGAUGGAUGCGUUGUGUGACAUGAGGCGAAACGCCAUUGAUGGUGAUUUGUUCAUGUUGUCUGUUGUUGUUGAUAGUUUUGUCAGGGCCGGUCAUGUGUCUAGAGCAAUUCAGGUGUUUGGGAACUUGGAUGAUCUCGGGGUGAGGCGUGACACCGAGGCUUUGAAUGUGCUUUUAUUGUGUCUGUGCCGGCGGUCUCAUGUUGGUGCUGCGAAUUCUGUUUUGAAUUCGAUGAAGGGAAAGGUGGAUUUUGAUGUUGGUACUUACAAUGCUGUUGCUGGGGGGUGGUCUAGGUUUGGUAGAGUGAGUGAGGUUGAGAGGGUUAUGAGGGAGAUGGAGGCUGAUGGGCUUCGUCCUGAUUGCAGGACGUUUGGAUUCCUUAUUGAGGGUUUGGGAAGGGAAGGUAGGAUGGAUGAAGCUGUUGAGAUUUUAUGUGGUAUGAAGGAGAUGAAUUGUCAGCCGGAUACUGAGACUUAUAAUGCAGUGAUUUUCAAUUUUGUGUCUGUUGGGGAUUUUGAGGAGUGUAUCAAGUAUUAUAAUAGGAUGCUGAGUGAUAAUUGUGAACCUAAUCUUGAUACUUAUGCUAGAAUGAUUAACAGGUUUCUCAGAGCGCGGAAAGUGGCUGAUGCACUUCUGAUGUUUGAUGAGAUGUUGAGGCGAGGAGUUGUGCCUUCUACUGGGACCAUAACGACUUUUAUCAAGCGUUUGUGUAGCUAUGGUCCACCGUAUGCAGCUUUGAUGAUAUACAAGAAGGCAAGAAAAUUGGGGUGUGUGAUAUCGAUGGAAGCUUAUAAGAUACUGCUUAUGCGGCUUUCUAUGGUUGGAAAAUGUGGAACGUUGUUGAGUAUCUGGGAGGAGAUGCAAGAAUGUGGGUAUAGUUCGGACUUGGAAGUUUAUGAGUGCAUCAUUAGUGGUCUUUGCAAUGUAGGACAACUGGAAAAUGCUGUUCUUGUUAUGGAGGAGGCUUUGCGCAAGGGGUUCUGCCCAAGCAGGCUAGUAUAUAGUAAACUAAGUAACAGGCUGCUUGCUUCGGAUAAAUCAGAAAGGGCUUACAAGCUGUUUUUGAAGAUCAAACAUGCCCGUUCCCUUGAAAAUGCAAAAAAAUAUUGGCGUUCUAAUGGUUGGCAUUUUUGAACAGGCAUGCUAAUCAGAAGCUCUUACAGUAGAUCCUCUUGUUUGCUCUUCACUUAGCUGGUCUUUGAGCCUGCUUGGAUGCUUAUUUUGAAGCUGAUCCCAAGUGCAUCAAUCUUUCCAACUUUAUGCGAGGUUGGGUAAAUUAAUUGGAGAAAAAUAACUUUAUCAACUUCGAAAUACAAUUUUCAACUAAUGUUUUUCUGCCAUGUCUUCUACUGUCUCUAUCAGAUAUUUCCGCCACCAUUGAGUAGCUUUGGAUUAGUUUUUUUUGGGGGAUUUAUUUAGGUAUCUGGUUGCUUCUCAUUGCUAUUUGGUUGAUUGUGAGAAUCGUAAUCUCCUACAUGAUUGAUUGAGUUCAGCUGCAAUCUGGUUUUUCCAAUUGUUUCCAUUUGAUUUUUGGAAGAUUGUGAGGUUUGAAAUUGAAAGUUUGUUUUAUUUUUCUGAAACAAUGAGUUUAGGGAUUUCGGUUCUAUGCUAGAGUUUCUCCUAAGAUGUUUUCUGAUAAGUCAGCCAGACAAACAAUAGUUUGUGGUUUGGUUAUUGGAACUUGAAGGAUUUAUCCAUUACAAGUU